AUGGGAAAAUCAAAGGUACAGCUGAAGAAAUGUGACAGAGUGUGCAUCUCAGUUCCAGCUGCCACUGCAAUCAGAGCGGCUCUGCUGAUCCAGCGCUGGUACCGUCAGUAUGUUGCACGGCUGGAGAUGAGACGCAGGUGCACGUGGAACAUCUUCCAAUCUAUUGAAUAUGCAGGAGAGCAAGACCAGAUCAAGCUCUACAAUUUUUUUGGUUUCUUAAUGGACCACUUCACCCCAGCCAGCAGUGAAAGAAACCUAAUAUGUCACAUCUUUCGUAAGAAUGAAAUCUGUCGUGACAUCGACUGGGAGAGGUAUUUUUGCUACAGGAGCAUUGAGGUACCCGACAGCUACACUGGCCCCCAUCUGACCUUCCCCAUGACUUUCUGUGGGGUGUCGAAGUUGGUGGAGGCCUUUAAGCACAAACAACAGCUCCAUGCUCGAUAUGUUCUGCAACUUCUUGGAGAGACUUGGAGACUUCUAAGAAUACUUCCAAAUAUCAAUCAAGUGUCCGCCUGCCACACCAAGGAGAUUACCAUAUGUGGAGAUUUACAUGGGCACCUUGAAGAUCUGCUGUUGAUAUUCUAUAAGAAUGGUUUGCCGUCCUCGGACAAACCUUAUGUCUUUAAUGGAGACUAUGUGGAUCGUGGGAAAAACUCCUUAGAGAUCCUGCUCAUUCUCUUUGGCUUCCUGCUGGUCUAUCCCAAUGAUGUCCAUCUGAACAGAGGGAACCAUGAGGACCACAUUGUUAACCUGAGAUAUGGUUUCACUAAAGAAGUUUUGGGAAAAUAUAGGGUGCAUGGCAAGAAGAUCCUAAAGCUUCUGCAGAAGAUUUUCAGCUGGCUGCCUCUGGCUACAGUCAUUGACCAGAAGGUGCUGAUUGUGCAUGGUGGGAUCUCUGACACGACAGAUCUUGACACGAUAGGCAGAGUGGAUAGACACAAAUAUGUGUCAGCUCUCAAGGCUCCCAAGCAUCAUGCAGUCAACGGCAGUACAACUCAGACGAUGAACAGGAAUCGGGAGGCCAAUCUACCAGAGGAAGGCCGGCGUCGAGUGUAUUCCAUGAAUCACUGCAGCUCAGCCUCGGCUUACAGAUACAACCUCCAACACCGCUCACUUCACAGCCAGUCCAUAAGCAGCCACCUCAACUGUUCAGUGGAAGAAGAGCUAAAAAUGAGGCGCAGAAUGGCUGGGUUUGACCAGUCUUACAGAAAACUGUCUCAGUCUGACUCUGACUCAGACCCGGAGUCUGGUGAAACAACAGAAACUGAUGAGCAUCAGUGGAAACAAAUAGUGGAUAUGUUGUGGAGUGACCCAAUGGCUCAAAAUGGCUGCGUUCCCAAUGAGGUGCGAGGCGGAGGCUGCUACUGGGGUCCAGAUGUUACUGAGGAAGUGCUGGGAAGACACAACCUUCAGCUCCUCAUCCGCUCACAUGAGUGCAAACAGGAAGGCUACGAGUUCUGCCAUAACCGCAGGGUGCUGACUAUAUUUUCAGCAUCCAACUACUAUGAGGUGGGCAGCAACAGAGGAGCCUACAUCAGAAUGGGCUCCGAUCUGGUUCCUCAUUUCAUCCAGUAUCAGGCCAGCAGGACAUGCAUGGAGCUCACCCUGAGACAAAGUGUUGGGUGGACGGAGAGAUCAGCCCUACGAGCUCUGAGGGAACAACUGUUUGUACAUAAGUCAGAUCUCAUCAGUGCCUUCCAGGAGUUCGAUCCUCACAACACAGGGAAGAUCUCUCUAAGAAACUGGGCCAGUGCCACAGAGAAAGUACUAAAUCUGGGUCUGCCCUGGAGGGUGCUGCGGCCUCAGCUUGUCAACAGGACCCAGUAUGGCAUGGUGGACUACCAGCAGUGGAUAAGGGAGCUCUCCAUUACUGAGCCCAAACUAGAGGUGUCAGACAACAGUAUCUUGGAGACGAUGUACAAAAACCACUCUAAUCUGGAAACCAUCUUCCGAAUCAUAGACACCGAUCACUCAGGUUUGAUCUCUUUCGAGGAGUUUCAUCAGACCUGGAAACUCCUGAGUACACAUCUUAAGAUGGAGAUAAGUGACAAGGCCAUCGCAGACCUGGCCCAGAGCAUUGACUUCAACAAGGACGGGAGCAUCGAUAUCAAUGAGUUCAUGGAGGCUUUCCGGCUGGUGGACCUCUCUGCACACUCCUGA
Molecule: messenger RNA, 2160 nt
Organism: Larimichthys crocea (large yellow croaker)
Lineage: Eukaryota; Metazoa; Chordata; Actinopteri; Sciaenidae
Gene: ppef2b
Product: protein phosphatase with EF-hand domain 2b
Exons: 18
Coding region: 1-2160 (719 amino acids)
Biological process (GO): negative regulation of MAPK cascade; detection of stimulus involved in sensory perception
Molecular function (GO): Hsp90 protein binding; manganese ion binding; phosphoprotein phosphatase activity
Source: RefSeq, a predicted model, not a curated record